Boleophthalmus pectinirostris (great blue-spotted mudskipper) is the source of this 2810-nucleotide messenger RNA. RefSeq lists its product as uncharacterized. Gene Ontology annotation, cellular component: synaptonemal complex. Bases 2199 to 2732 code for a protein of 177 amino acids. The transcript has 8 exons. NCBI's taxonomy places the organism in Eukaryota, Metazoa, Chordata, Actinopteri, Gobiiformes, Gobiidae. The record is from RefSeq and is a predicted model, not a curated record. Gene Ontology annotation, biological process: synaptonemal complex assembly.
AAGCUCAGCCCAUGGAUCUUUCAAAAUACCUCGAGUCGGCUCAGCUCACGCGCCUCAGUGUUUGGCGCCAAAGCUGCCCAUGGGCCUCCGCCCUGAAAAGUGUCUCUGUCGCCAUUAAUUUAUAAAACCUGAACGGAAUUGAAGAAAAGCAGUUGCUUCAACACACUUGGCCGAACAACUGCAAAAAUGGCAGGUCAGAAAUUAAUACUCAGCAGUUACAAUAAAUAUAUCAGCUAAGCUAAAAGCUAACUUGGCUAAAGUGAGCGCUUAUGCUACUUGUGGCUACUAGUAAAACGUUAAUUGUUGAAUCAAAUGUUAACAGUGUCAUUUCUAAACAGGGUUAAACAUUGCACAUGUUCUUAUAUCUAGCGCAAAAGGUUAGUGACUACAGCUAUUACUGCUUAAUUAGCAAAUUGACUUACUACAUAACGUUAGAUGUUAAAUGUUAAAUAUUAGAUGCAGAUAGGCAUUUGCUGUAUUUGACCAGGAAUUGGAAGUGCUGAGCCUCCAGUUGAGCAACUGUUGGCGAAACUGAAGAGGCUUCAACAAGGUAAUGUUUAUUUCAACAUUUAAAGGGGGUUUUCAUGAAGAGGGGAGGGCCAGACGUCCUGGUAAAUUGAAACAGAUUAGAUUAAGUUGUAUUUAUUGUUAUACAUUUUAUAAUCUUCUACAAUCUGAGACAUUAAUCAAGGUUCUAAGCGUGGGACACUAGUACUGAGUUAAAUGCAUCAGUUUCUCUGUCUAUGGCUUGGACCGGAUCUGUCAGGUCUUCCACUUUAUUUGUUUAUAUUUUAUGUUGGAAAAACAGUUGUAGGCGUCAGCAAACACCAUUCAGACAAAACAUUUAAUGUAUAGUCGUUCUUAUGUUGUACAGCAUAUAGUAUGUUGUGUUGAAGUUAUUUAUUACAUAUGACAUAGUACACUGAACAGUAACAUCUUGACGAACAGUGGCUCUCUGUAACUUCCGCUUUUGCUCAGAACUAGCCUAUGGGAGCGAGAGGAGCUAGCGCGUUUCAUUUUUAGUUCAAGAAAAGCAAGAAGUAAAGUUAAACAGAGCUACUUUUAAUGUGGCGAGUAACAGAUCAAGUCUGCAUAUUGUACUUUUCGUGGUAUUUACCAAAUUCGAAAUAGAUAGAUGUUUUUUUUGGCUAAAUACUCAGCCAAUGAGAGACGCAUAUGCAAAUACACAAGGCUCGUUGCUCGGCUGUCUGUUAAUUAAUGGCAUUAUUAAUUAAUCAUCUGUACAACAUUAAAUAUACUGCAGUGAUACUUGAGAUGUUCUGUUUUGUACUUCAUGUGAAAACAUUAGUGUUAAACUAAACAACCGAACCCUGAUUUAGACUCGUGUGUGUAUAAUUGAAAGUAGGUGCAAUGGCGGAAGUUGAGCAUCGUCAGUGAGGUAUAUCCUUACCUGUUACUCCUCCGGGAGUAUCAGAUCAUGAUGAAUGGAGAGUUAUGAGAGAUGAUUAUAAUCUCUCUCUUAUGGAGAAAAGCAACACUCCAUAGGAGCCAUUCUGAUUUAAGUUUGUUAAUGUUACUUAUUUCUUAUAUGCCAGAACUGUUAUCCAAUACAAAUGAUUUGUGUUGUUAAGAAAACUGGAAAGUUGGCCGGUGUGUGAUUGCUUAAUUGAGAUAAUUCAGUUUAAUGGUUCGAGUUGUACAAUUUGUUGAGGUAUUUAGUGCACAAAAAAGUAAAAAUUGUUUGUACAUGUAGAAUCUGACUGGGAUCAACAUGAAUGUCGCUUCUACUUAGGACAUGUACAUGAUCAAUACAUUGGUGAAUGUAAUUCCAAAGGGGUGGGUAAUAUGCCAAAUAAAGGCUCAAUAUUUUAAUUUUAUCAUGAUAUACUGUUUUAUUACAUUUUGAGUUAAAUAUAAAAGGUGAUCUACUUAUUCUGAGAGCUCAACACCUCACUGUUUGUAAAAGUGUAUAGCAGGCAGCAUUUAAUAGUUACACCACUAACACGUGAGUUUAAAGCACUUUCUCUGUUCCUCGUUAUACAUUUAAUGAUUCAGAAUGGCUCAAACAGAGUGCUGCUGCUCUGGUUUAGAGUGAGCUAAUGAUCAUACAUCAUAUUAUGCUAUUCAUCACGAUCUAAUACGUCUGAAUUGUAGUAACAGGUAAGGAUGAGUUUUAUUGAUGUAACACAAAGCCAUGGUCAAAGCUGGAAUGGUCGGUACAAGUGUUAAUCAGAUUCAUGGUGGAAACAUGGGGGGAUGCCAAAGAUGUUUAUAAGAGCGCCUUAGGAGAGGAAAUCCAAGAGAUCCAAGCUAUCAAAGAAUCUCUGCAGAAGGAAUUUGAAACAGUGCAAGCAGAGUCUCUUCAACUGGAGGUGAUUCAUAAAGAAAAAGAAGAACUGUGCCAGAAGCUGCAGUAUCUGUGUGAAGAGUCGGAGCAGGACUUUGCCAGACAAUUGAAGCAUAAUAAGUCAACUGAAGAUCUGUCAGAGCAAUACAAAUGUGAAAUUCAGGCUAUCAAGUUGAAGCAUCGGAAGCUACGAAUGAAAUUUGAAAACCAUCUGUACCAGUUGAUUGAGCAGAAAAAGAACCUGUAUUCUGUUUUUAUGCCAGACAGAAUUCCAGCUGAAAUUGAAAAUGCUGAGAAUACAAAAAGUCAACUGUCAAAUGCUGAAAAACUGAAGGCAACCCAGGUAAACUCACUGGAAGAAGAGAUAGAAAAAUGGAAGCAGGAGAAACAAGACCCUCAAUCUGUUGUAGUACAAGAAGAGUAGGGCUGUGAACCCAGUUUAUGAACAAAACCAAAGUUUUUAUUAGAAUAUUAGUUUGUUCAUGAAUUUGUAUUUGUUGUG